AUGGCUUCAUUUGCAGAUGGCUUCCUUGAGCCCUGCCAGUUCUCUGCACCGAUGACCCCAGGUGAUGCGCAGCUCAGUGACUCUGCAAAGCAGCCAGCGCUCUUUUCAACUGGUGAGUCAGGCUUGUCAGCUGUUUAUGCAGAUGUUGAUGUACCAGCAGACCUGAUAGGCUCACCAAGCAGUCAUGAUGCUGUCAUAGACCAACAUCAAGAUGCCGAUGAUGAAGCUGCACCUGGGGAUCUUAAAGAUUUCAGGAAACGGUGGUCAAAGAGAAGAAAAGUGACCGAGGAGACCGAGUAUAGUCCCUCUUUAUUGCAAGAACAGUUCCCUCCGGAGCCUCCUGUUGAGCGCCUUUUGAAGACCAGUUCAAGGAAUGAUGACUCUGCAUCGCUAGUCAAUGCUUUUGUGGAUAGGAUCACUCCUUCAGCCAUUGUGAUGCCCUGGGAGAGUGCUUUCAUGGCGCCAAUUUUUGGAAGUCAGUUCUGUGAAUCAAAACUCUCCAUGCCGGCACAAUGGAGUGAGACAUUUGCGGGCCCGCUCAAACAUGCGAUGCCAGAAGCAACACCAGAUGCUGUAGCACCGGUUGACUUCAGUGUGUUGAGGUGCAUCAGGAACCUGGCCGACAUGGACUUCAUUCAAGCACGUGAGAAGAAGUUGGCCAAUGCGCUGGUGAAGAUCAAGUGUGUUCUUGAAAUCAACUGGGAUGCCAGCGGUGUGGGCCGUCAGUGCUUAGACAGCUCCGGGGCACCGCGUCCUGACAUGGAAGACACUCUGACCUCAGUCAUUGGCACAAGGUCACCAUCAACGAUUGUCAAGAGGUGCAAUGCCGUGUUGGCCUACCACAGGUUUUGCCAGCACGUCUUGCAGGUGGAUGGAGCUGACCAAUGUGCUGCCAGCCGACGGUUAGUAGGUCAGUCUGAGCUCCAAGCAGCGUUGAAAGGGCCUACAAAGCAAGCACGGCCACUGACAGUGAUGGAAGUCAGGAAGCUGCAGAAGUUCAUGGCUGACCCAUCCAAGGAAUUGCAAGAGAGGUUAAUCUGCAGUCACCUGGUCCUCAUGAUUUACACUCGAAGCCGCAACAGUGAUCUGGCAUACGUGGAAGGUAUAUCUCUCAUGACAAUGCAGUGCGAGAGGGCCGAGACGAGUUCAACCAAGUCCUUGCUCAUGCCCAUCAUUGCUUGUGGUGAGUCAGUCGGGCCUGAACCAUGGCUGGACUUGUGGAUGUCCUUGCGGAAGAAAGCUGGCCUGCCGACAUCAGGUCGCCUCGAAGGUGCUGUCAUGCCGGCUCCAGAUUUAGCCCGGCUAGGGCAAUGGCUGGUGCGGCCAAUCUCCUGCGCCGAAACCACCAAGCUGCUUCGGGCCUAUCUGCAGUGUGAUGACGCUGACUUGAAGUCCCACUCUUUGAAGCGCACAGCCCUUAGUUGGGCGGCCAAGGCUGGUGUGGACCGAGAGCAACGCAGAUUACUCGGUCGCCACGCUAGUGCAGUGGAGGGCUCAGACAGCAUUUAUGCAACAGACCUCAUGGUCGACCCGGUGCGCGCUCUGGGCGCUGUCGUGAAGCUCAUUCGAAAUGAUCAGUUUCUUCCUGAUGGUGACAGAGCUGAAUUCUUUCCUCAGGGAAAUCCUGCCGAUCCAACUGCACCGGUCUUCCAACCGAAGACACCAGGCACCUUCAAGAUGCCAAUGACUCCCGCGCCGCCGAAGGAGUCAGUCAAGGCGCCAGAGGUGCCGGGCCUGGAUGUGAAGGAGGAGCCACCAGCCAUCAAGGGUGCAGCUCAAGUGAUUGAAGAGAUUGACUUGGUGACCUCUGACUCAGAGACAUCGACAAGCGGUGAUGACUUCGUGGAGUCCGAAUUAGAGGAUGAGCAAGAGCUUGAGCCUGCAAGCCGCGACGUCCUGAAUGAGGAUUACAACGAUGCCUGGGUCCAGCACAAAAAGACCAAGACCAUCCAUGCCAUCAAGGACAUGGGAAACCAAGUGUCCGACUCAGUCUACGCCAAUGGUGAAAUCAUUCAGAACAAGGCCACGAAGUGUGGCAGACUCACCAGCUCCAACUUCACGGUCGUCAAGGAGAUUGCAGACUGGACAUCAAAGUGUCGUCUGUGCUUCAAGGGUAACAGAGACCCUUACGCCUUUCGUUGA
Messenger RNA from Cladocopium goreaui, 2142 nucleotides. NCBI's taxonomy places the organism in Eukaryota, Dinophyceae, Suessiales, Symbiodiniaceae. The record is from the annotation of a GenBank genome assembly.